Molecule: messenger RNA, 1567 nt
Organism: Drosophila eugracilis
Lineage: Eukaryota; Metazoa; Arthropoda; Insecta; Diptera; Drosophilidae
Gene: DMAP1
Product: DNA methyltransferase 1-associated protein 1
Exons: 5
Coding region: 115-1416 (433 amino acids)
Biological process (GO): negative regulation of transcription by RNA polymerase II; chromatin remodeling; DNA repair
Cellular component (GO): nucleus; NuA4 histone acetyltransferase complex; Swr1 complex
Molecular function (GO): transcription corepressor activity
Source: RefSeq, a predicted model, not a curated record
UGUUUAUGGUCACAUUGUAGAGAAGAACUUGGACAUUUGCAAUAAAUUAUCAAAAUAAACAAUUUUUGCAAGGAAUUUAAAUUUCAUAUUUUCAACAAUCAAAGCUAAGUAAACAUGUCGGCCGAUGUGCGUGAUAUUUUGGACAUGGAGCGUGCCAACACGCCCGAAGUGACAAGGGAUUCCUUUCUGGCCACCAAGAAGCGCAACUUUGAGCGAACCAAGAAUGCAUCUCGUCGUCCGGAAGGAAUGCACCGGGAGGUUUUCGCCCUGCUCUACACAGACAAGAAAGAUGCACCUCCACUUCUUCCCACAGAUACGGCUUUGGGUAUUGGGGCGGGAUAUAAACAGACGAAGGCUCGCCUGGGAAUGAAAAAGGUGCGCAAAUGGGAAUGGGCUCCGUUUUCGAAUCCCGCCCGAAACGAUUCUGCCGUCUUCCAUCACUGGAAACGAGUAAGCGACGACUCCACCGACUAUCCCUUCGCCAAGUUCAACAAACAGCUGGAGGUGCCAUCCUAUACGAUGACGGAGUACAAUGCUCACCUUAGAAACAACAUAAACAACUGGAGCAAAGUGCAGACAGAUCAUCUCUUCGACCUGGCCAGGCGUUUUGACCUCCGGUUUAUUGUGAUGGCGGAUCGAUGGAACCGUCAGCAACAUGGCGCCAAGACAGUAGAGGAGCUCAAAGAGCGCUACUAUGAGGUGGUGGCUCUGCUGGCUAAGGCUAAGAAUCAAACAAGUGAGAAGAAAGUAUUUGUAUAUGACGCCGAGCACGAGCGUCGGCGCAAGGAGCAGUUGGAGAAACUCUUUAAACGUACCACCCAGCAAGUGGAGGAGGAGCAAAUGCUCAUCAACGAGAUGAAGAAAAUUGAGGCCCGAAAGAAAGAGCGCGAGCGCAAGACCCAGGAUCUGCAAAAGCUCAUCUCGCAGGCAGAUCAGCAGAAUGAGCACGCAUCAAAUACGCCCAGCACUCGGAAAUAUGAAAAGAAACUUCACAAGAAGAAGGUUCACCACCAGCCGCGACCCUCCAAAGUAGACUCAGUGGUGAACGCCAUAGAGAUCGGCAGCAGCGGCAUCAAGUUCGCCGACCUGCGCGGUUCCGGUGUUUCUCUGCGCUCACAGAAGAUGAAGCUACCGGCGAACAUUGGACAGCGUAAGGUUAAGGCCCUCGAACAGGCGAUCCAGGAGUUCAAAGUUGAUCCCGCUCCGCCGCCCACGGAGGACAUAUGUACCUCCUUUAAUGAACUGCGUUCCGAUAUGGUAUUGUUGUGCGAGCUUCGCACAGCUCUGUCCACCUGCGUCUACGAGAUGGAGAGCCUCAAACACCAGUACGAAGCUGCCUGUCCUGGCAAGACGUUGAACAUCCCGCCCUCACUGGUGCCCAUCAAGACCGAAGCCCUGGAUAAUAGCACAAAUUAAUUAAGUUAACGCGGCCCGUUUCCACUCAGAUUCUCCAGACGCCGAAGUGUGUGCGGCGUGCUAAUCAUUGUAACCCGUUUUCCACUGUCCAUAUUUGUGCAUUUGCGCUACUCCCAGUCCGCAUGGGGAAAUAAAUGGAUAAACAAGAAAA